CACGUCUUCGCGGUUAUCACCAAUGUGGUGGACAUACGUAGUAGAUCGUAGUACAAAAUCAUUCAUAUGAUUAAAUAUAUUAUCUCGUAGCCCUUAAUGCUACUACGAUUUAGCUAAGGACAAUCUGUGACCAUUGAGUCACAGAAAUUAUAAAUAUCGCAGCACCCGGCACACGCCGUCAUUCACCUUCGGACAAGCACCGCGCGCACCGCAUUUACCUUGUGUUAUUAACAUAAAUAUUAAUCUCUAAAACAAUGAAAUACUUUAUUGUUUUCUUAUCUAUGUGCAUGUUAUCAGCCGCAGCAAACCUACGCGAGAGGCGGGAUAACUAUCCUAAUGGCUCCGCAAUUAUUUGUGCUCCACAAACCCCUUGCGGUUGGAAAGUAUACAACCCAGUGACUAAGAUGAUAGAGGUCACAGUUAUUAACAAAUAUUGUAUAUGCCGUGAAGGUUUGUCUUGCACAAUUGCGACGGAUAUCCAAGAUUCUAGUACGUACCAGAUGAAUUGCCAGGAUCCAGUACCUGAAGUUGAGGGGGCGAAUGAAGAGACUGGUGAUGAAUAGAGUUGUUUUAUAACACCCCUGAGCCAAGACAAAAGUCAUCGCAAACGUGACUCGCUUUCGUCGGUCAAUUUUUAAAGUAAUUAGUCAAUACCAUCACGACAGUUUACAUCGCGACAGCGAGUAACGCGACCAAAUUUUAGACUUGGCUAUCAUUUUAUAAAUAUAAUCUGUACUAUUAGAUAUGACAUUUAGAUAUUUGCCGCCUGUGGUCAUUAGUAUGUAGGUAUGACACGAUUAAGACGUCAAAUUUGGAAACAGAAGUGAUGUAUUUGCUUUAUUAAUUAAAUAUGGUUUAAUGCCAGUAAAAUUUAAUAGUUUUUGUCUUUAUUUUAUUUUUAAAUUCAAUGUAAAAAGUAGUAUUUUUUUGGAAUCUUGAUCACUUCUGUUUUUAAAUAACGUUUUGUGGAUUUGUAGCGUCGUUUUGAGAUGGUCGUCUUCUUACAUUCAUGAUUCCGAUAAGCAUUUUUUGACAAGAAUGAAUUAUUUUUUGAUAUUUGACAUUUUAUUCAAGUACACAGAGAUCCUAGAUUUUCAUACAUUUUACAAUAUAUAUGUUAACAGUUUUUAUCUGACAUAUCGACAUAAAUAGUUAGUUUAGUGUGUUAUCAACUAAGAAGACACCAUGACCUUUAAGUUAGUAUUUCAUGUAACCUGUACAAGUACUUAUUAGUUCUUAAUUAUUGUGUGUGAGGUCCUUAUUCCAGAAAGAUUUAAUAUGGGCCUAUACAAAAAACAUUACAACAGGUAUGGCGCACUAUCGCCAAUUUUAUUUGUAUGGAAUUGUCACGAUCAAGUGGUUCACGCUUGUUGUGUGUCUAAUUCGUACAACUUGCAAUGGCGGGCCAUGUCUGUGGUAAAUUAAUGAUGUCUUGGGCACCUAGUUGAAAUACUGUUGUAAUCUUUGGUGUAUGACUUGGAUACCUCAUGAUAUAGUCAUCAAAGAUAGGUUGGAAUAUGUGACAAGUGUAGUACUUAUUACCGAUUGUGUAUGAAUCUAUUUCACUUUUUAGAAAUUUCUAUGUUCUUUUUUAUGAUGAAAUACGAUGGUAAAUCAAAUAAUUAAAUAUUAAUUACUUACUACACAAGUAAGGACAGUUCAAAUUUAAAUAUUAGUAAUAAAUACAAUUAUAACUAAUUACAGUU
Pieris rapae (cabbage white) is the source of this 1706-nucleotide messenger RNA. RefSeq lists its product as uncharacterized. The coding region runs from base 255 to 563 and encodes 102 amino acids. NCBI's taxonomy places the organism in Eukaryota, Metazoa, Arthropoda, Insecta, Lepidoptera, Pieridae. The record is from RefSeq and is a predicted model, not a curated record. The transcript has 3 exons.